UAGCCAAAAAAAAUUUUUUUUAAAGAAAAUACGUAACUGAAUAUUUAGCCAAACAUUCGGCCCACCGAAUAUUCGUUACAUACCUAUUCAAAAUUAUCUUAAAAUAUGCUAUUUUGUGACAACCACAAGCCUGACACACAAAAAAACAGAAAAGGGCAUAUUGUUUUUAUAUUGAUUGCUAAUCUAGGGAAGGAAGGAUAAUUUAUUUUCUUUAGGUCUGCUUGCAAUAUUAACGAUGUCACACAAACAUGCUACUGUUAAUUUCGUGCCCUGUUAGCAUUAAAAAAUAAGCAAAAACAUCUUCAAAAUUUUCGUGGUAAAAUAUGUUUUCAUCAGAGUAUAAGAAAAUAACAAUAGAUGCCCCUUACAGUUUUAAAAUUUCAGAAAGUUAUUUUUAUUCUAUUUGUUUUAAGAUCAUUUCUAUGGUUUUGUGUUUCAGGAUUACUGAAGAAAAGGUGGUACUGUCACUUUCAAGCAGGCUUUUACAUCAACUUCAGAUCUUCUAGAUAGCACCGCUAAGAUAUCAAGGAUCCAUGUUUCUGUAGCCGAUUUGAAUAUGCCAUGAGAAGCAUACAAGAAAAUAAAAUAAAAAAUUGGGAAUAAUUCCAACAUUAUUUUUAUCAAUUCAUAUAGCUGACAGCAAAGGAACUGGGGCACUAAUACUGACAACAUGGAAGAAAAAUUCAAAACUCUCUCUGAUUGUUAUUUUUAUUUCUACUCUUCCUGCACAAAAGGAGAUGCAUGUCCUUAUAGACAUUGUGAGCAGGCCUUGGGUACUGAAAGAGUAUGCAGCCUUUGGAAAGAAGGUCGCUGCCUUCGAAGUGAUUGCAAAUUCAGGCACAUGGAGAGUAGAAUUGAUAGGAAAAGCAUUCCAUGUUACUGGGAAAAUAAACCUGGCGGAUGUAGAAAGCCCCACUGUGUUUUCUUCCAUUAUAAACCAAAAGCGUGCAACGAGAAUCAGGAGUUAAUAUUACCAGUAUCCUCACCCGUUCUCAAUUCAUCUACACCCAUUGCCAAAAUUGAGAACAUUGAAACUGAAGAUCCUUCCAUAAAAAUAGAGAAAGAAGAGGUUGUUCGAAGUUCUUUGGAACCUUUCGUUGUCAGCUUUGAUGAAAAUGAAGAAUCAGAUGCUGAAUCUAUUUCAAGUACUCCUGUAAAAUCAAAUGACGUAAAAUCUGGAAAUAUUAGAGGAAGUAAUUUACUAUCUAAAUUUUCAGCAAAAAGUUCAGAAAUGGCUUUAGAUUUUGAAAUAAAAUCAUUGGAACAGAUUCGAUUGGAAAAGAUUCAUAAAGAGUCUGCAAAUAUUUACAAGACAGAUUAUGAAGUUCCCACAUUAGAAGAUUAUAAGAAGAAACGAGUUUUAGAUGAAGACCAAAUUUACCCACCCUCUUCAGAAUUCCUUUUGCUUCAGGCUGAAAGUCCACGAGAUGCUGUUCAAAUAAAAGAAAUUCCUCAAGCAUCAGUAAAAAAAACUAGUGAUUUAAGAACGCUUUUAGUACAAUCAAAAGAACCGCCAGUUGCAAGAGUGUUUGAAAUACCAAAUAAAAUUGUUUCAAUAAAGAGAGAAAUCAAUCCAGCAAAUGAUACUUUAGGAUUUAAAAUCAAAACAUUGGAUGAAAUUCGAAAGGAGAAAAUGAUAAAAAAAGAAGCACCAAGUAAUGAAAAUGAAACUAGAAGUCUUCAAAAUCAACUAAAUACAUCUUUAAUUAAAAAGGAGCCUUCAGAAACGUCCAGAAAACUGAAAAUUAACCGUAAAUCUUUGGAUUCAGGUGGUGGAACUGUCAAUGAAGGCAUGGAAGAAAACCUGUCAACCAGAGCAAAUAUGGAAACAGAUGAAAACACUGGCUUGCAUUGUAAAGAUCCUGAAAGUUUACUUAAAGUUAAAAGGAAGAUUUCUACAUCUGAUGAAGAGAAAAAUAACAAAAUGAUGAAAAGAGAUGAACAAAACAAAACACAAGUAAGCAGUCCAGAGCACCAACCGAAGCAAAAUGAUUCACCUUCUACGAAUCACUUUGGGGAUGGUACGAAAGAAAAUUCUGAAACAAAACACGAUACAAUUACACAGACUGCAAAUCAAAGUGAACUAUGUCCAAAUGGGUCAUCUAGCAAAAAAAGUAUCUCCAUGGACGAUAUAGACAACUUUCUAUGUGAGGAUAUGGGGGAGGAGGAGACGAUGGCUGCCGAUGAUGACAUAUUGCUAGAGAUCAAUAAGUUUUUAGAAAGCUGAUAUUCUAAUGUUUCUAUCUUUUGUCCAUACUUUUCACAAUGUAUUAUGAAUAUGUCAUUUUUAACAUAUCAUUUUUAAAGUUUUUUUUUUUCUUUUGAAACAAAAAGGAAGAAAAAUUUUAAUUGUUGAAGGGGGUCCAGGACACAUUUUUUAAAACCAUUUUAAAAAGUGCAUGAAUUUUUUUAUACUAUUAAAUCGUACAAAAAGUACUAUGGUUCAUUUAUAAAAAUUCUCUUUACAACUGAACAUAUUCUCCAUUGACAACACUAGAAAGACUGAAAUUUAGUAUAUAACCUAUUGCCCAAAAGCAGUCAAAAUGACAGCCUUGUGAAAGAAUAAUGUCUAAAGAAAUUUAAUUUAUUUUUAAUAUUAUUUACAGUUAUAUAACAAGUUAUUAGUAAAUAUUAACAAUUAAAAAAAUUUACCUCACUUGGAAAAAAAAUAAUUUAUGCAUUAUUAUUUGUACAUUUUUAUAAAUGAAAAAGCAGGCAAAAUGACCUCCUUGGACAAUAUCUAGUGUUAAAAAUUUUUUUGACUUAUUUUAAAAUUUAUAUGCCCUAAGAAUGUUUAAAAAAAAUUCUAAAAUUUUAUUUCAUACUUUUCCUUUGUUAAUGUUUUUUAAAGAUAAUUAUAAAAUAUAUUUUACAAACAAAUUUCCAGGAAACCAUAAAAUAUACAUAGCUGCCAACUCUACUGGAUUUUCCAGUAGAUUACUGGUUUAAUAAAAAUUCUGAUUUUUGCACAUUUCUGAAAACUUUCAAAAAUUGACUAAGUUUCCUAAAAAUAUCCCUAUUGAAGUGGAAUUUUUAUAUUGUUUGCUUGAAUAUUUAAAUAAGUAUUACUAAUAUAUAAGGAAGCACCUCAUUUAUAGCAAUAAGUUUAAAACUUUUUUUGUUCUAAAAUGUUCAGUUUAGUUUUAUUCAGAACUCCCUUUGUAAAUUAAUUAAAAAAUCAUAAUUAUUUCUUAUGAAUAAAACAUCUAUUACUCUUCAAAAUCAUAAGUAAACAUAAUUCAAAACAUUUCAAGCAUAUUUAAUGACGAUCAUGAGCGCAAAGUAUUGCAGUUUUUCUAUUUUGAUAUCGAUAAAAAUCCCUGAAAUUCCCUAUGUAUAAAUUAUUUAGUACAUUAUGCAACUACUAUUAUGAUAUAUAUAUUAUUUCGUAAAAUUUACUCGAUUUUUUCCUAUCUAUGUUGGCAGCUAUAAAUAUAUGUGUAUUCAAAUUUCAUACAGUUAUCAUUCAGUCUUAUCUAUUCAUACAGUUAAUUAAGAUUUGUUAUUUUAAAGUUAGAAAAAAUCUUUACAAUUGCAGCAAUGCUUAAAUAUAUGUUUUUAUUGCAUGUUACAUAUUUUAAUGAAUUUUUUAUAUAUUACAUGGGGGAGGAAUUAAGGGAAGCAAGCCUCAUUUUCUAACUGAUCUGUACUCAUGUCCAUAAAUUAAGGAUAAAACCAAAUAAAGGUUCAGGAAAUAUGACCUAUUGACCAAGAGAUAAAAUACAUAAAAGAUGGUGUAUGUAAGAUACUAUUCAUUAAAACUAUGAUUUUUGCUUCCUGAAGCAAUUAUAAAAAAUAUCCACUUUAGAAAAAUUUAAUAUUAAAGGGUUGGUUGGUAUUAUGACUAAUACAUUGUAUAGGGGAUGAACAAAAUAAUGGAAACACUUGUAUAAUAAAAUUUUUUCAUAAGUCUCAAGAAAUAUUUAAAGAAUAUUUUAACUUCAGAAAUGUUUAGAUCGAUUUUGCAUGCUUACCAAUGAGGUUUUAGUGACCGAUAAUAAAUUACAAACGGAAAAUAGUGUUUUUAAAUACCCUAUGCCAAAACGUGUAGCAAUAAAUUUGUAACUUAUAUCAAUUAUUUUGGUUAUUAUACGUAACAAUUGCACAAAAGUUUAACCUAGCUUAAAUAUUUAGGGAAAUAAGGAUUUUUUUUUUUAAAUUGUCUUACGUUCAUAUGACAGGCCUGCCAACAUAAAGACCAGUAUUUCCCAAAUGUCUGUACACAGUUUGCCUUGAAACAAUAGUACCCGUGACUGCAGGUAACUGAUGAGACAAUUUGAAUGCUAUGCUCUGUCUGCUUCUUUUCCUGUCCUCAAUGUUGCCACUCCACAGGGAAAUACCUGGAAUUUAAAAAUCACCUAAAAUAACAGGGAAAAAUUCAGGAAAUUUUGAGUUUUUAUUUAGAAACUAGGAAAAUACAGGAAGUUUUGUCUUUUAAAGCUGGUAACCUCUCGAAGUGCAAUCUAUGGGAUACUUUACGGUAAUAUUUCAGCUAUAUUAAACUAGUUCAUUAUUUGUUUUGAGUAUGUUCAGCUGUUCCUUUUUUCUCUAAGUUUUUUCUGCAAUUAUAACUAGUAUAGUUAGCCCAAUAAAGCUGAUAAUAGAGCACACUGAUUAUGUUUUUUCCUCUUAAUAUAUAGUGUAUAAUAUGUACAGGGAAAACACAUUGAGUUUUUUGUUUCCAGAUUUGAAUGGAAACCCUGGUACUGUAAUAUCUACUGACGUUUCCAUCAUCUUGGAAUUGUUGCCAAAGGUUAAAAAUGACACCAUGGGCAAUUCCAAGUUCUUCUAUACCUCAUUCUAAUAAUUCUACCAUAUAAAAAAUCAUCCACAUGUGUCCUAACUAUUCUGUUAUGGCACUGACCAGCUUACAGAAUGCUUGUGAAAAAUUUUACUUCUUUGCCACCAUUCCUUAUAUAUCCUUACUUACGCUCUCGUCAUUGUGACGUACCGUCGGUGUCAUCUGGGAGCGCACAUAAACUUUAUCUUAGACAUAGCACUAUGAAGAGAUAUUUGGACAUUUAUAAUCAAUCAUUUUAUUUUAAUUCAAAUAAAUAAUGUAUUAAUAAUUGCGAUAGGAAGGCAGAAUUUAGAAUUAUUAACUUACAGACUUACCACAUUGAAAUAAAAUUUAUAUUAAUAUAAAAUAAGAAAAUAUCUCACCAUCUUACAAUAAUUCUAUUCAAAGUUUAGUUAUGGGUCAUUAUUAUUUGUUAAGUGAAUCGAAAAAAAAUAUUAAAUUAUUAAAAAAAAAAAAAUCUUGUAAGCCAUCUAGUGUUAUUUAUUUAUUUAUUUUUGGAGUGUCCGCUUAUAUACUCCACUUCCUCUAAUUUGCAUUUGUUCAUGAAUAAUUGUACUAGUGAAAUGUUUAGAUUUCCUUGUGAAUCUGAAUUAUUCUUAAUUUAUAGACAUGAGUGUAUGAAACUUUCAACUUGCAUAUUAACUGAGAUUAAAAUCUUAGUUUUUUCACUAUAAUUUUGUCUAAUGAAGUUAAAAAUAUUUUUUUUUUAAUUAUUUUAGUGAAAAAUCAGGAAAGAAUAUUUAUUUUUUAUUGAAAAAGUUAUGUACUAAACUCAUACCGGCUAGGUCUCCAGUUUUUUAACGAAGACUGCUGUAUUUUACGACUUUCUCUAGUUUACCCCUAUAUUCUCAAAUUUCUCCGUAUUUAUUGAAGAAUUUUUUUUUUUAAAUUAUCUGCUGGUGGCAAAAAUAUUUCUCUUAUUCCUCAACAGAUAGUGCUAUUGCCAGUACUGCACUAUGUUGAAUGUUAAAAGUUUAAGUAAUUAUAAAUAAUGUUUUAAAAAUGUCUUCUUUUAAUUAAGAUUUAUAUACAUAUUUUGAAUUCCUAUUUUAUGCAUGAUGUAUCAAAACUUUACUCAUAGUCUAAAAAAUGUUACUAGUAAAAUCUGCAUUAUUUUAUUUCUCCAAUGUUGGCAAGUAAACAUAAUUUUUUCAAUAGAUUUAAUUGUAAAGGAGAAAAAAGGUCCUAAUUUAUCAAAAUUUGUAUGUCUUGGACCCUCUUAAAAGAUAAAAAUGUGAACUCUGAUAUGUAUAUAGUCCUAUUGUGUUGUAAAAAUUAAUUUUGUUGUUUGUUAUAAGUACAAGAAUUGUUCAGUUCAAAAAUACAAACUAUGUGUUACAACGAAAUCAUUUGAUAGAUAUGCAGGUUGGUAAAAAAAUAUUUUGUGCACUAGACACAAUCAUUUUUUCAAUCUUAGGUUUGAAACAUUUGUAAAUAAAAGAAUUUUGUUUCGUA
Molecule: messenger RNA, 6256 nt
Organism: Parasteatoda tepidariorum (common house spider)
Lineage: Eukaryota; Metazoa; Arthropoda; Arachnida; Araneae; Theridiidae
Molecular function (GO): metal ion binding
Source: RefSeq, a predicted model, not a curated record